AUGCUACUUCUAGCAACUUUUUCAAUUCUUCUACUCCAACGAAUCUCUGCCCAGCCAAACACAACCGCAGUUGCCUUCAAUGGAACCUCAAUGCGAGAGCAGAUUAUGGACUAUCUCUUUGAGAAUUAUCAAAGUCACGAAAGACCAGGAGCUGCUAUUAAAGAACCGUCGGUUGUCAUUGUCUACAUCACUGUAACAGCUAUCACAUCAGUUGAUGUACGAAUGAUGGAGUAUACCGCUGACAUGAUGUUGCGUCAGGAGUGGAGAGAUCCACGUCUAGCUUGGGAUAGGCACCCAGUUUUUAAACAAUUCACGAAAAACCUUGUCUCUCCUGAAUUAAAAGGAAAACUAUGGCUACCUGAUCUCUUCUUUCGAAAUGGCAAAGAAGGUCGCCUACACAAAAUGACCCUUCCCAAUUACCUAACACGGAUUUCGCCAGAUGGGAACAUCCUCUAUAGCCAAAAGAUCACCAUGCGUUUCUCCUGUCAAAUGGAUUUAGCCAACUUCCCUAUGGAUAGUCAAGACUGUACCAUGAACAUCGGGAGCUAUGGUUACGAGUACUCAGAACUUCAAUUUGUUUGGCGGAACGAUACACCAAUUUCCAUGUCACCUGGAAUGCAGAUUUCGGAGUUUAACAGUCCUGAAAAUGUAGUCUCCUAUGAUUGUAGCGCUGAGUCGUCAACGUCGACGGGGAAUUACACUUGUCUGGAGAUUCGUUUCACACUGUCUCGUGAACUCGGCUCCUGGCUCUCCAGCGUCUACAUCCCCAAUUUCCUCAUUAUAGUCGCUUCGUGGCAUAGUUUUUGGGUGGACUUAGACGCGAAACCAGCUCGAGUCACUCUGGGCCUACUAACUCUUCUUAGUAUCCUCACACAGGCUUCUGGGGUAUCAUCCAGUCUUCCACGAGUCUCAUACAUUAAAGCGAUUGAUGUGUGGAAUAUUGCAUGCAUAAUUUUCGAUGUUGGAGUGCUAAUUGAAUUCACUAUUGCAUCACACGUAGCGAGACAUAUAAAAGCAGAGGAUUGGAAGGAUGAUGUUCGCAAUGCGGUGCGUCAUGAGCUGUCGCGGUGGUGUGCAACCUGUCAACAGGUGUUUUAUCGACGCGGACCCUCGGCCUCAGGAAUCUACUUAUCCUCAGCAGGAUUUCCCGAGGCCAGUCCACGCAAAUUCAUUGACUCGGCUAAUGCCACAGCAUUAGCUUUGAAGAGAGGAAAACUGGAAUUUUGUGAAGAGAUGGAGCGCAUUCUCAUUGAAGUCUUUUUGCCUGAAGAGAUGAGCAAAUCUAAGAUUUUUCCUGCAGACAUUGGACAGAGUAAAGCAGAGCUUCAACAGAAUAUAAUAAUGACGGAUGCUUUGAAUGCCGCACUGCUACCAUGCGAAGAAGAUCGUGAAUUUCCCAUCCCUAAAAGUGAUGAAUUGCCGACGCGUAAACCUAAAAAGAUAUCUGAAAUCGACGGCUACAGUCGCUUCCUCUUUCCUGCUUGUUUCCUCCUCUAUAACUGCUUCUACUGGCUCUAUUACCUCGUGCUGGUACACCGAAUGUGA
Hydatigera taeniaeformis is the source of this 1545-nucleotide messenger RNA. The record is from the annotation of a GenBank genome assembly. Lineage: Eukaryota; Metazoa; Platyhelminthes; Cestoda; Cyclophyllidea; Taeniidae.